This is a messenger RNA of Verticillium dahliae VdLs.17, 1404 nucleotides long. RefSeq lists its product as uncharacterized. The record is from RefSeq and is a predicted model, not a curated record. Bases 1 to 1404 code for a protein of 467 amino acids. The transcript is spliced from 5 exons. Gene Ontology annotation, molecular function: FAD binding. NCBI's taxonomy places the organism in Eukaryota, Fungi, Ascomycota, Sordariomycetes, Glomerellales, Plectosphaerellaceae.
AUGGUUCGCAGUUUUAAUAUUGUCGCCGCUGCUACGUUCCUAGCCGGCGUGUGCCAGGCUCAGGCCACCGGGUUCAAGCGCUGUGAUGCGCUCAUUGAUGCCGGACUUGAUGAAAGCCUCCUGCUGCCAGCAAGCGAGGAUGACACGUACACUCGAGCUCUAGGAACGUAUUACUCGGCUACUGUGGCGGAGAUGAGGCCAUUCUGUAUCCUUCAACCCAAAACCGUAGCCGAUGUGUCUACCGCGGUUAAGGCUCUAGCUCCUCUGAGCGGUGCCGGGUCCUGGAACAUCGCCGUCCGCGGCGGUGGUCAUAGUCACUGGGGAGGCAACAACGUCCACAAUGGCGUGACGAUCGACCUUUCUCUUUUCAACAGGACGCCGGUACACAAUUCGACCUGCGGCAAAGUAUGCGUCCUGGCAGAAACCGAAAAGCAUGGACUCGGCGUCACAGGCGGUCGUAUCGGAACUGUUGGUGUCGCCGGUCUCACCCUCGGAGGAGGCACCUCGUUCCUCAUUGCCGAGCGAGGCUUUGCUUGCGAUGACGUUGUGAACUAUGAGGUCGUCCUCGCCGACGGCAGUGUAGUCAACGCCAACAAGCACGACAACCCUCGGCUCUUCAAGGCCCUCAAAAGAGGCGGCAGCAACUUGGGUAUUGUCACCCGCUUCGACAUGGCUACCUUCCCCAAGAAGAUCAUGUACGGUGGCAUCAUGUUUAUCGACUGGAAGCACAAGGAUGAGCUUGUGGAUUCAAUGAUCGAGGUCAUUUCCGACAGCGAGGAGAAGCCCGGAGACAGCAUGAUUGUCAUGUAUGCCUACAAUGCAAGUGCAGCAGCUCCAAUGAUGGGCACCAUCCCCAUGAGUGCCACGGGCGAUGAGGACGCUCGACCCUUCCGCGGGAUGGACCAGAUGACGGCUGCCAUGGAUAUGCGCACGAGGUGGACCUACGGCGAACUCCUUGCCGUCAUGCAACACAACGGUGGCAAGAGAACUCCUGACGCUGAAAAGGCCUUCCCAAACGCCUCCUGGUCGCUCAACUUCGUCUUCCAGCCCUUGCCCAAGGUCGUUGCUAAGUUCUCCGGCGGAAAUGCUCUCGGACUACAACACAGCCUAACGCACGAUGGCAUUCUUUUCGCGGGUGAGGCAACACUCAACACGCGCGCCGAGGAGGCCUACUCCCGCCUCCGCCUGGCUAUAAUCACCCACCAGCUCGAGGAAUACGCCAAGUCAGUCGACGGCAACAUCCCCUUCCGCUAUCUGCCCUACACCGCUCCCGAGCAGGAUCCCCUCAGCACGUACGGCGCUGAGAACAUUGCUCUGAUGAAAGACGUUGCCCUUGAAGACGACCUUACAGGAUUCUUCCAGACAAGGGUCAGUGGAGGCUUCAAGCUCGACAACGUCGCGUAG